AUGACAUUCCUCCCCAAGCAUGUCUGCCUUCUGCGCUCAUUUGUCAUUUUCGUUCUAAUCGCUUCGUUCUCAUCCGCAUGGCCUGACUGUGGCAAUGGCCACGCUAGGUGUCACUAUGAAGAGGGCCAGACACUAAUGAGGCAGGUAUGCAAGGGGAACAGGUGGCACACUGUUGAAUGCUGCGAAGACUGCAGGGAUUUCGAAGGGGUCAGCCAGGCAGAGGCCGAAUGCCUCAGGCCGUAUAGCUUGCAGAACGACAAAUGUCCAGCCAGUGAACUGGGUGGGAAGUGCUGGAAGAGCUCAGGCUGCUUAGGCCAUGUACCCUGCGUCAAAAACCAAUGCCAAAAGAGCUCUGGAGACCUCAAAGCUUCGUGCGAGCCUGGAAAAGAGCACUGCUACGGCCACUAUGAGUGCUUUGCGAAAGAAAAAAAAUGCUUAUACCCAUUUCGUGGGGAGUGUCUAUCCAACGACUGUGGAACGCCUGAAGAACUUGGACCUGAUACGACGGUUCAGUGUAAGAACGAUCCAUACGGCCGUCACAAGACCAGGUGUCUCCCGGUUCUCGCUCCAAAUGGAAAAUGUGUAUCUGGCUUAGACUGCCUUCGAGGAGAUUGCAAAGACGGCAUCUGCACCGGUGAAGGCAUUCCGGAUGGUGAAGAAUGUAACCCUAGCAAUCCACAGUGCCGCAAGGGCUCAACCUGUAAUCCUCAAUAUGAGGUAUCGGGCAUCAGGCGAACUUUGUGUGGACCGACACUUCACAAACCUUGUGAUCCUGCAGAAAAGGACGACUGUGGGAAAGGGUUUCAAUGCUCGCGGAACGGAGAAUGUCUCUACGCUUUGAGGGCAGACUGUAUCCAGGAUGCAUGCAGCCAGCCCCUCAGCUUGAGUGCCAAUGCCACUGCGAAGUGCAUUAACAAUCCCUUUCACUAUACCCCUCCUAAAUUAUGCAUACCCAUACUUACCCCGGGCUCACCUUGUGAAAGCAACGAUGACUGCCAGAAGGGCGUCUGUACGAAUGGUAGAUGUCCAGAGAACCGCCAAUUGUUGGGCGAGGAAUGCGAUCCAGGCCAAGAUAGGUGUGCUUACAGAACAAGAUGCGAGGAGGAUAAAACCAAAGCGGGUGGAAAUCAAGAAGACGAAGGUGGAGACGAGCUUCGUUCCUUGCUAAAAGACAAGAGUGCCAUAAGAAGGGAAGAUGGUUCUAUUAAGUAUCAUUGCAGAUGGUAUAAUUACUAA
Molecule: messenger RNA, 1236 nt
Organism: Fusarium fujikuroi IMI 58289
Lineage: Eukaryota; Fungi; Ascomycota; Sordariomycetes; Hypocreales; Nectriaceae
Exons: 2
Coding region: 1-1236 (411 amino acids)
Source: RefSeq, a predicted model, not a curated record